GAGAGUGCAGCCAGAGAGACAACACUCGAACAAGACUUCAGGUUAUGGGUUGUUGAUCCUGUAAACCUGGGUUCAAGGAUCCCAGCUGCAUUGUUGUGGACAGAAAAUCUACCUGCAAUUUCUAGAAGACAUCCACAGGCAAGAAAGUCACAAUGGAACUCUUUAACCCACGUGGAAAUGCAGUCUCAAGUGGACUUCAAAUUUUGCUGGUUGGCCCCAGAAGAACAGGCAAGAGCUCCACUGGUAACACCCUGCUGGGCCGAGGGCAGGUUUUUGACACCAGAGGAGGCGGGGCCAGUACAGUUGCUACUGCCGUAACUGCUGGGCGUCAUUUGACUGUGGUGGAUGCACAAGGUUGGGGUUCAAGUGAGGAGCUUGUUCCCAAAGAGGAGAAAAUUGAGCUGCUGAGAGCUUUGUCUCUGUGUGGACUUGAAGGGCCACAUGUCAUUCUGUUAGUAAUUCCGCUGCUGGACUUCACUGAGCCUGAGAGGAGGGCGGUGGAGAGAAGGAUGGAGGUCCUUCCUUCUGCAAUAUGGAGACACACAAUGGUGCUGUUCACUUUCGGAGACCAUCUGAAGGUGAGACAGUGCAGCAUACAGGAGCAUAUCCAAUCCGGAGGCCCUGCUCUGCACUGGCUGAUGGAGAAGUGUCGCUAUCGAUACCACGUGUUGGAUAACAAGACGGCCAUCCCUGGCAAGCAAGGGGGACCAAAGCAGGAGGUGAACGAAGGGGGAAGGAAACAGGGAUGGAGUUGGAGGAAGAAAAAUGAGAAAAGGGUGGGAAGUGCAAGCAGAGGAGAUGAGGCAGAUGGGAGAAGGGAAGGAGUGCAGGAGCAGGUAAGAGAGCUGCUGGGUAAAGUGGAGGACAUGUUGCAGGAAAACGGGGGAUGGCACUUCUCCCUUCACAUGUACCAAAGACUGGAGGAGGAAUGGUGCCGCAGAGAGCUGCAGCUCAGAGCUGGGCUAGAGGCAGAGACAGAUGUGGGAAAGAGAGAACAAAAGACAGCAGAGACAAAGGUAAAAGUGGAGCCAGGACAAGAGGAGAGGUUUGAGCAAGAAAAGCAGGGACCGAGCCUGAGGAAAGAGCUGCAGAACAAGCAGGAAUGUGUGGAGGGGGAGAUAAACAGAGGGGAGGACAAAGAAGAGGUAAUCAUUGUGGCGCUUAAGAGACAGAGCAGUGAGGAGGAUAGCUGGGAUACAAGCUCUGACAGUGGGGAAGAGAAGGAGGCAGAAAGGAGUGUAAUACUGGAGGGGAAGAAGAAGAAGGAGGGCACUGAAAUAAAGAUAGGAAUGAUGGCUCCUUGUCGGCCGAAUGGGAGUCAAAGGUCAGCCUUCAGUCCAAUCUGGAGGUUUGCCUAAAGUAACUGUGUUCAACAUUGCUUUUUUCAAGCCAGCUGGGCACCGUGGCUUGUAUAAAACUGACACAAUGACCACUGACUCCACAUGAGACAUCUGCAGCCACAAGUGGCACGUUUAUUCUUUGAUGCUGUGACACUAAAUCUCCUACUGAAUCACCCACCACAUAAUUCGAGAGAACAUUCGUGGACGUUCACAUAGAGCCGUUGUCUGCUCCAAAAGGACCACUGCACUCAAUCUGACACUGAGGAAGAAAAAAAAAAGUUUAAGUUGUGGAGAAAUGUGUUCGUUGGAUGGGGAGCUUGAAAGCACUUACAUGUCUGUACUAUAAAUACAAAGCUUCAGUCAACAAGGUAGUCUGGCUCUGGUACUGUGCCCAAUGAAAAAAUAGUCACAACCCCUAUAAAACUGACACAUGUCCAUUUAACAUGUAGUUUCUUGUACCGAAUAAACUGCAUUUUAUUUAGUCAGUUUUACAGGUGGUGGUAGAUAUUAAACAGACAGAAUUAGCUGUUUCCAACUAUUUCAAGUAUUUAUGGCAAGUAAAGCUUGAAGCCCCAUAUGAAGACACACAUUGAUCCAAUUAUCUGUUUGUAAAUGUAAAUAAAAUAAUUUUCAAAAAUAUCAACAUAUUCCUUGGUUGUACAAAACUGACAGAAACACAAAUAAAUGUAAAAAGUAAUGCAAAACAUGUA
Messenger RNA from Amphiprion ocellaris (clown anemonefish), 2050 nucleotides. RefSeq lists its product as uncharacterized. Bases 153 to 1358 code for a protein of 401 amino acids. The record is from RefSeq and is a predicted model, not a curated record. Gene Ontology annotation, molecular function: GTP binding. The transcript has 2 exons. NCBI's taxonomy places the organism in Eukaryota, Metazoa, Chordata, Actinopteri, Pomacentridae.